Molecule: messenger RNA, 3040 nt
Organism: Pseudoliparis swirei
Lineage: Eukaryota; Metazoa; Chordata; Actinopteri; Perciformes; Liparidae
Gene: sgpl1
Product: sphingosine-1-phosphate lyase 1
Exons: 12
Coding region: 125-1504 (459 amino acids)
Biological process (GO): sphingolipid catabolic process; carboxylic acid metabolic process
Cellular component (GO): endoplasmic reticulum
Molecular function (GO): sphinganine-1-phosphate aldolase activity; pyridoxal phosphate binding
Source: RefSeq, a predicted model, not a curated record
CUCUCUCUCUCUCUCUCUCUCUCUGUCUCUCGCGCUCUGUCUCUCUGUCUGUCUGUCUCUCUCUCUCUCCCUCUCCUCCUCUCUCUCUCUCUCUCUCACCUGGAGGCCUGAGUGUAGCUCUGACAUGUCUGCUGCUGCCGCCCUGCAGGUGUACAAGGAGCUGGUGCUGCUGUACCUGGAGGAGGGCCGGCGCCAGGUGAACUCUACCUGCGUGGACCUGGAGGCGUGGCAGAUCAUCGGGGGUGCGGUGGCCUCCACGCUGGGGGCCGUCUGGAUCAGAGGCGUCCUGUUCCAGAGAGAAAGUCUCCCGUCUAGAAUCAAGAAGCUGUGUUUUCGACUCAUCAGAAAAAUCCCCUACGUCGGCGCCACUAUCCAGAGUCAGCUCAACAAGGCGCUGGACGACAUGUCCGUCAACCUGUGCACGCUGAAGGAGGGCAUGAGCUACACCAAGCAGCUGCCCCCCAGAGGCCUCUCCCAGAGCCAGGUGCUGGACCGGAUCAGGGAGUACGAGACCCUGAGUGAGGUGCAGUGGGAGAACGGCUGUGUCUCGGGGGCGGUGUACUGGGGGGACGAGACCCUCACCAGCCUCCUGGUGAAGGUGUACGGAGAGUUUGUGUGGAGCAACCCGCUGCACCCAGACAUCUUCCCCGGCGUGAGGAAGAUGGAGGCGGAGGUGGUCAGGAUGGCGUGCACGCUGUUCCAGGGCGGGCCGGAGUCCUGCGGCACGGUGACGUCAGGAGGAACCGAGAGCAUCCUGAUGGCCUGCAAGGCCUACAGGGACAUAGAUGCCAUGAGGAGAGCCAUCAACAAGAACACCGCCAUGCUCGUGUGCUCCACGCCUCAGUUUCCUCACGGAAUCAUUGACCCCGUUGAGGAGGUCGCCGAGCUGGCCGUGCGCUACAACCUGCCGCUGCAUGUGGACGCCUGCCUGGGAGGCUUCCUCAUCGUCUUCAUGGAGAAGGCCGGUUACCGGCUCGCCCCGUUCGACUUCAGGGUGAAGGGCGUCACGAGCAUCUCUGCUGACACCCACAAGUACGGCUUCGCCCCCAAAGGCUCCUCCGUGAUCCUCUACAGCCACAAGCGCUUCCGUCACUAUCAGUACUUCGUGGCUCCGGACUGGCAGGGCGGCAUCUACGCCUCGCCCUCCGUCGCCGGCUCGCGGCCCGGAGGCAUCAUCGCCGCCUGCUGGGCGACCAUGAUGCACCUGGGCGAGGACGGCUACGUGGACGCCACCAGGAAGAUCAUCGGCACGGCGCGCGAGAUCAAGGAGUCUACCCGUCUCAUUGUCUACCCGUCUCAUUGUUUACCCGUCUCAUUGUCUACCCGUCUCAUUGUCUACCCGUCUCAUUGUUGUUCUCAGGGAGCGAUCUACGGCAUGGCCCAGUCCAUCCCGGACCGCUCCAUGGUGACGGAGAUCUCCCGCGGCUUCCUGGACUGUCUCUACAGCACCGAGGCGUCCAAGCCAAUCAGCAGCCAGAUGAACGGCAACGGCAAAGCCCACUGAAGCAGGACUGACCCCCUGACCCCCCCCCCUCCAGAACCCCUUGUGGCCGACGGUUGCCUUACCUUGCACACCUCCUCCACACUGAAAACAUCUGCAGAGAUCAUCGUCUUUAAUCAGCGUUACACAAAUGACCGCUUCCAGACGCGCUCUGGUCUUUUCAUUUUAUUUGUAUUGAUGUGUGUGUGUUUGUUUUAUUUGUGUGAAAAGUUCAUUUCAAUUCCAGCUCUUACUUCAAUGUGAACGUGGUGAUCUCAGAGCAGAACCAUUCCUGUUGACACACGUUCCUCUUUCUCUUCCUGUUUUUAUACUGCCGGAACAUUUCAGCUCAUCACCACUUCUAUCAUGACUCAGCAAAACACAAACACAGCACUGAAGGCCCGUUAGAACCACUGUGCUGCCCCCUAGCGCCAGAGAGGCGGUACUGCGUUAGACGAGAGGACGUGAGGAGGAGGUUCUCAUGACGUCAUGGUUCUGUUGAGGAAAGCUUUUCAAACGCGUUUCAUUGUGAAAGCAGCGAAGAACCAACCGGGUUGAUCCGUGAGGCGACCCGGCGUUCUGGUCCUUGUUUAACACCGUGGAGCUUCUAAUGCUCCACCCCUCGUCUUCAUCGAACUUUAACUGAGGGAGAACACCAGCCAAUGGGUGUCGAGUGGACGCCACGCUGCUGAUGGGUAAUUGAUCUUCCUCUUUGGUUCUCGCGCUCAGCCGCUGGCUCGUGAAGCGAUGACAUCGAACUUUAAUCCGACUGGAGGCCGGUUCCACUCGAGCUCCACCUGUCGGCUGUGCUCCACCUGUCGUAAUCACUCACCUCAUUCAAUCUACCUCAGUGCUGCCGCCCGCUGCCCCCUGAUGGAGGCCUCCACCCUCAGACUUAGUGUGUAGAUAUCCGUUCAGCAGGAUGUUCACACAGCUUAACGUCUGACUCCUCCUCCUCGUUGAAACUGUAUUUCCAUGAGAUGAAUUCCACGUCUGUGCAAUAUCUAACUUUUCCUUUUGAAUGCUCUCCUAUAAAUGUUUAAUAAGUCCUUAAUGACAGCUUAUCGGCCUCGUUCCUGUAAUUUAACCGUAUGUGUGACCACUGUGUGUGUGUGUGUGUGACCACUCUGUGUGUGUGUCUCUGAGCAGUUUUAAAGAGAUUAGACUUGAAUGUAUUCGGGUUCUUCUUCCUGUCCGGGGUCCUGGUCAGAACCUGAAGCCGUCCUGCAGCACCAGAACUGAACCAUGACUCAGCACGUGGCCGUUGAAUGGCAGAGAGAUGUCUUUUUAAUAAAAACUCAUUCUAAUGCAAAGUGACUGUCGGGAGACGUCGAGUAGCAAUAAAGAGCGUUCACCCGAGUGCCUUCAGGGGUCCGAUCCAGACCCUCAGGGACCCGGUCCAGCGGCGCCCCCCCUGUGUGUUAGAGGAGGCGUGGCGGUCUGAGGAGUGUGUGUCUGGUUCUGAAGGUCCGUCUUCAUGUCACGUGAUCCAGACUCUUUCAAUCCGGACCGGUCUCCCUGUGGACCGCUUGUGUUUCCAAUAAAGAGCUUUGGGUCUGA